GCGGCUGCGCAGUGUCCGCCAUUGAGGACCCACGAUCAGAAGGAAAGGGUCAGAAUCGCUUCGAUAGGCAAAGGCGCACGUUUCCUUUAUUCUUGAAUCGAAACUUUGCCAACAUCCAUACGUCUCCUACUGUAUAAUAAUAUAUAUUCGUUUUAAUUCAUGGAUGGCAGAUUUAGAUAUUUUAUAGCAAUUUGAAGUAACCUACCUAGCUAACGUUAGUCCGCUGUGAAGCUUACGAGUGAGGUUAGCUAGCUAGCUACCGUGCUAGCUUUAGCUACACGAACUGAGCCUUGCUCUGGGGCAGUGUGUCUGCAGUGUCGUUUGAUGGAUCCAAGAAUCGCUUGGUUUCAGCCAGAACAACGUGGGCCAGCCAACAGCCUGUGGAUGCAGAUUUGGGAAACAACUCAAGGACUGGGGAAUCUGUACUUCAAUAACAACUGUAACACGGGUGGUUUGUCAAGCACGUCAAGCCUCAGUCCGAAAAAGAACAUCAACGGGACAUUGGGUAACGUGAUCUCGUGCAAGAACGGAGCUGUCACUAACAGCGAACCCCGGAACCAGGGAAUGUCCAACUCAACGAAAGACAGAGAUGUAGUCGAACAACGAGACUUUAUUCCGUUGGAAGCAAAUAACAACCACAACAACCGUUCAUCGUUGGGGAGGGGCAGCGCAGGGGGACAAGUGUGUACUCGGGUCUCUGGGGUCUCAGGACACCCCAACAAAAGGAAAAGAGACAACAAGGCUAGCACUUAUGGAUUCAACAGUAGCCUCGAGACCGGAGGCUGUGGUUACACGGGAACACCAUGGAAAGUCAAGAACUACUCUGAAGGAAUCUUGGGGCUCCAUGAGGAGAUCAAUGACUUCUACAAGCACAUGUCUCCUCGGGCGGAGGAGGAAAGGAUGAGGAUGGAGGUGGUGGACAGGAUCGAGAGGGUCAUCAAAGACCUGUGGCCCACUGCUGACGUUCAAGUAUUUGGGAGUUUCAGCACGGGCCUCUAUCUGCCAACCAGUGACAUCGAUCUGGUGGUGUUUGGGAACUGGGAAAACCUGCCCCUUUGGACCCUGGAAGAGGCCCUGCGGAAGAAAAACGUGACUGACGAGAACUCCAUCAAAGUGCUGGACAAGGCCACGGUACCCAUCAUCAAGCUGACAGACUUCCGCACAGAGGUGAAGGUGGACAUCAGCUUCAACGUGAAGAAUGGAGUCAAAGCUGCCCUUCUCAUCAAAGACUACAAAAAAAAAUACCCAGUGCUUCCAAAGUUGGUUCUGGUGCUGAAGCAGUUUCUGCUCCAGAGGGAUCUGAAUGAGGUUUUCACUGGAGGGAUUGGCUCCUACAGCCUCUUCCUUAUGGCUGUCAGCUUCCUGCAGCUUCACUACAGAGAAGAUGCCUGCAGCCCCAAUGCCAACGUGGGCGUUCUCCUUAUAGAGUUCUUUGAGCUCUAUGGACGCCACUUCAACUACCUGAAGACGGGCAUCCGGAUCAAAGAUGGCGGCAGCUACGUGGCCAAAGACGAGAUUCAGAAGAGCACUGACCUCUACAGGCCCUCCAUGCUCUUCAUUGAGGACCCCCUAGCCCCAGAUAACGACGUUGGCCGCAGCUCAUACGGUGUGUUGCAGGUGAAGCAGGCCUUUGACUAUGCCUACGUAGUGCUCAACCACGCCGUAUCGCCCAUCGCCAAGUACUACCCCAACAACGAGUCUGAGAGUAUACUCGGCAGAAUAAUUCGGGUGACCCAGGAAGUGGCUGAAUACAGGGACUGGAUCACCAAGCUCUGGGGACCACAGUCUCAGAAUGAACCUACCCUGAAUGGAAAUGAUGUCACACUGUUAGUGAAGCCUCAGCAGCUGGACGAGUGCAACAACAACCUGACGGAGGUGGUGACUGCAUCUCGCAGCAAGACCUCCUCCAACUCCUCCUCAUCCUCCACGGUAUCCAGUUCCAGCGACGUUGAUUCUGACGGGACGCCCUGUAAGACAGUGAAGCAACUGCCUGGGCGGGGCUCCAGCGCCCACAGAGAAUCCUCAGGUGGCGUGACCAAUCACAGAACACAGAGCCACACCACCAGCACUCCUACUGACAACAAGGGGGCCAAGGCCAGGUUGUUCCGCUCGUCUAGUAAAAACACCCACCACGUCCAGCAGAACUCGUCCUCAUCCAACAUCAAGAGCCACCCGAGCAGCAAGCCACACUACCAAGGCAACAGCAAGAAGAGGAAACCUCAGCAGCACUCAGAGGCCCAGGACCUCUGCAGAUAGGGCCGUCUUGGUCUGCUCUGCAACAGACUGACAGCCUGACUGUCCCACUUCUGCUGCCAGACCACAUACUGACUGAGGAGUAGUAUUAAGGAUCUUCCUUCUCUCAAGCGACACGCAUCUUUUUAUAGCUGAAAAAUAUCCCCAAAAAAGAAAUGGGAAAUGCUGGGGCUUAGUUCUUGAAAGAAAUGCUAAUUUUCUUCCUUGACAUAAACAUGUUCUACAGUGGAGCUACACACCACAUCCAGUACCUACAAAUCUUCCCUUUUACCAUAGCGCCAUCUGGUGUUUGAGGAAUAAGUGUCUGGAAAGUAAUGUGGAUUUUUAUGAGCAAUACCUGGAACUUGGCUGGAGAACAUACUUCAGCAAGAAGUUUUUUUUUUUAAGGAAUAAAAUACACAAAUAACAAAAAUGUAUAAAAUGUUAUAUUGAAGAGAGAGAAAAUGUACACAGAUCGACAGACUAAACCCCAAAAUGCAAUCUGUAAGUGGAGACGAUAACUUCAUGUUGAUGGGCGGGUAUUUUUUGGUUGUAUAAGCAGAUUAUACAAAGAUUUGUACAAAAAGAAACAUGUGGAAAAAAUUAUCACAAAUAAAUUGACUUUUUACAGGAUAAUACUGAUUCAAGGCAAAUGUAGAUGUGCACAUUUGCCUGAUAAUCUGAGUAGUGGCAGGUUUGGGUUUCAUUACAAACAUAAAUCAUCAGCAUUCUAUUUCUA
Molecule: messenger RNA, 2971 nt
Organism: Salvelinus sp. IW2-2015
Lineage: Eukaryota; Metazoa; Chordata; Actinopteri; Salmoniformes; Salmonidae
Gene: tent4b
Product: terminal nucleotidyltransferase 4B
Biological process (GO): RNA 3'-end processing
Cellular component (GO): TRAMP complex; nucleolus
Molecular function (GO): mRNA binding; poly(A) RNA polymerase activity
Source: RefSeq, a predicted model, not a curated record